AUGGCCACAAGGACCCUCAUCAUUGACCGUGGGUCUGGCUUCCUGAAAGCCAGCCUGUCCCACUGGAAUGAGCCAUGGGCAGUUGUUCAGAGCAUUGUGAACUGUUUGCCUUGUGCAGAGAACCCAGGCUCCAGUGAGGCCUCAAAGAGCCCUCAACUGGGCAUUGGCAUGCUCUACCAUGAAACCUUCAGUUACUCCAUGCAGCUUGACCAUGUCAUGAUCUGGGAGGGUUGUCCCCUGCUGUCCUACAGGAAGACAUUGGAGUUCACCAGGCAGGAGCUUCUGGUCUAUCUUUCAAAGAGCCUGUUCCCUGGGACCCAUGGCUCCUCCAACCUGUACCUGAUGAAUGGCGCUGCUGGGGUACAGGCAUUCUCUUGGAGGCCUUUGAGGGUCCCCAAGCACCAGAUGCUCUCAUCUCGUGUGGUAGCCUGUGGAGAGAACGGUGUGUAUCCUGGUUUCACUGAGAGCCUGUACAACGAGCUAUGUUAG
Molecule: messenger RNA, 489 nt
Organism: Chionomys nivalis (European snow vole)
Lineage: Eukaryota; Metazoa; Chordata; Mammalia; Rodentia; Cricetidae
Gene: Actl8
Product: actin like 8
Exons: 3
Coding region: 1-489 (162 amino acids)
Source: RefSeq, a predicted model, not a curated record